Hippocampus comes (tiger tail seahorse) is the source of this 2381-nucleotide messenger RNA. RefSeq names its product growth arrest-specific 7b (gene gas7b). Gene Ontology annotation, cellular component: cytoplasm; plasma membrane; clathrin-coated vesicle. The transcript has 14 exons. Bases 281 to 1705 code for a protein of 474 amino acids. Gene Ontology annotation, molecular function: protein binding. Gene Ontology annotation, biological process: clathrin coat assembly; neuron projection morphogenesis; clathrin-dependent endocytosis. The record is from RefSeq and is a predicted model, not a curated record. Lineage: Eukaryota; Metazoa; Chordata; Actinopteri; Syngnathiformes; Syngnathidae.
UCCGGAUUUUAUUUUGAAUUUGUCCGGGGUUUCCCCUUUGCUUUUCCUUGCCUCAUCGCGGCUUGACGUUUGAGCUUUGUGGCCGCAAACGGAGCUCUCAGUCAUCCCGUAGAAGCGGAGCGGCGCGGGGCGUACUGACGGUGACCACCCGACAACCUGUUCAUCUACUUUAAACAAGUUCCACAACAAAGUUUCAUUCGUGUUCUCUUCCGAGGUGCAGACUUUUACCACCACCAUUAUCAUCGGGCAGCUUAUCUGAGAAGUUUGACUUUUCCGGGCGAUGUCUGGAUCAUACUGCAAAACUCUGUACCCGUUCAGUGGAGAGCAGCAUCAACAGGGACUGAGUUUCAAUGCAGGGGAGAUGAUCAAGGUGGUGCAAUCUCUGCCCGGAGGCUGGUGGGAAGGAGAGAAAGAUGGAGUCCGAGGAUGGUUUCCUUCAAGUUAUGUCCAGGUGCUGGAGAGAACAGCAUCGCUAAGUCAGCUUCCGCUGGAGGACCUGAGAGACCCUCUGCCUCCUCACUGGAAAUGCUACAUGUCUCCACAAGGACGGCGAUACUAUGUCAACACCACAAGCAAUGAGACAACAUGGGAGAGACCCUCCAGUGCUCCCGGCACUCCAAAAUCAUCCCUGCGUCACAAGGGCUCCUUGCCAGCAGUGAAUGGAUUUCACUCAGGCGGCAGCCCCUUGCAUCAUCUGGAACCUCCACACAACAAUAUGGUCCGGAAAGGCAGUACAGACCAACAGAGCCCCGGACCAACGUCGCCCACCAAGAAACAGAACAAGGAGACCACGGUGACGAUUAAUUGUGUGACUUUCCCUCUGCCUGCCGCCAUGUCAGAACAACAGCUGCUUAAACCAAACGAAUGGAGUUACUGUGACUACUUCUGGACCGAUAAGAAGGAUCCCCAGGGCAACAACUACAUCACCGGGUUUGAAGUGUUACUGCAGAAACAGCUGAAAGGGAAACAAAUGCAGAAAGAGAUGGCCGAAUUUAUACGGGAGAGGAUAAAGAUUGAGGAGGAAUACGCCAAGAAUCUCUCCAAACUUGCCCAGAUCCCACUAGCAAGCCAGGAAGAAGGGACGUUGGGGGAGGCUUGGGCCCAGUUGAAGAAAAGUCUGGCUGAUGAAGGGGAGGUUCACCUGAAGUUCUCCUCAAAACUGCAGAGUGAAGUGGAGAAACCUUUGCUGAGCUUCAGGGAGAACUUUAAGAAAGACAUGAAGAGGUUCGACCAUCACAUUGCGGACUUACGGAAGCAGCUCGCGACUCGCUAUGUUUCGGUGGAAAAGGCCCGUAAAGCUCUGGCUGACAGACAGAAGGAAUUGGAGUUGAAAACUCAGCAGCUGGAGAUCAAACUCAAUACCAAGACUGAGGAAGACAUCAAGAAAGCCCGCAGGAAAUCCACUCAAGCAGGAGAUGAGCUCAUGCGCUGCGUGGACCUAUACAACCAAUCGCAGUCCAAAUGGUUUGAGGAGAUGGUCACCACCAGUCUGGAGUUGGAACGGUUGGAGUUGGAGCGAGUGGAGAUGAUCCGGCAGCACAUGUGUCAGUACACCACGCUACGACACGAGACGGACAUGUUCAAUCAAAGCACGAUGGAGCCGGUGGACCAGCUUUUACAGUCCGUGGACCCCGCCAAAGACCGGGAGGUCUGGGUGAAGGAGAAUAAGACGGGAGACAUUAGGCCUGUGGACAUCGAGAUAUAAACUGUAAACAGCUCACCUUGGAGGCAAGGCAACAUGUCUGCUUGACCUUGGUGGGGGGAGUGGGGUGAUGGUGUGUUGGAUCACUAAAGCAGCAACGAUCCUCAUAUGACUUUACACACAAAGGGUGGUGGUGAUAACCUUCCAUCAAGAACCUGCUGAAGAUGAUGAUGAUGUCAAGUUCGUGGUCAGAUCAAGCCAACUUUUUUUCUUUAUGCAAGCAAAUGGACACUUAUAGUGAUGCAAAAGACUUUGUCUCAAGGAUAAAGAAAGCCCCUCAGUGGACAAUGUACACGUGUUAAAUUACCCCCUUUUUGCCAUGCUGCAGUGGAUGUAAAAGUUGCUGUUUUUAAAUGUGCUUUUGCUCUGUGUGAUCAUUCUCACCCGUGCGACUUUGGGAUUUAUUGGCAGAAAUAAUUGAACGGAUGCCGCGGAGCGAAUUGCAUUCUGAGCGAUGAGUGUUGUAGCUCCGUGUACACUUUAAUGGCUGAUGUUAUACUAUGAUACAUCACAUGCAGUUACUGACCCUCUCCCCUCACACUGUUGCUACACCUGAAAGUAUUCCAUGAAGCUCUGCGUCGGUUGAUGCAGCCAUUAACCAUACACGUUCACAAUACCUUUUGACUGACGUGUUUUUAGAUUAGUGAUUUCAUUUUGACUACCACUACGUUCGACGAUU